GUGAACUGUUUUUCUCAUCUUGCCCAAACCCUUAUGGUUUGUUGAGAUUUUUACUGACGAUAAUAUAGAGUUCUGGUUUUAGAUUUCACGAUAAUACGAUGUCUGUUUUUGUGAUGAUAUGUCUUCUUAUGACGACUGUUCAAUGUGCUACCUGUACAAAGUGUUCAUCCAACUGCAUAUGUUUUCAAGGUGACGAUGGAAACCUGGCUGCCAAGUGUAACAUCAAAGAAAAUACCAAACUUGUCCUACCAGUGUACGUAACAACACUAGAUCUUUCCAACAACAGUCUGACUGAUAUUCCAGAUAAAGUUUUCCAAGUUACACCAUAUCUUAUCCAUCUGAUUUUAGCAAACAACCGCAUCAAGCGAAUAGAAGAAAAAAGCUUUCAAAACCUAAGUUAUGUUAGUUCAAUAGAUCUAUCAAACAAUGGGCUGAAAGAAUGGAAAGUUGACGCUAAAUAUGAGCUAUCGCAGCUACGUCACGUCAAACUCGUUGACAACCCCUUCAUACCUGGUCAGCAAUUACUCACACUACCCAUGCUAAUAGCAGUUGAAGGAGUUUCUUGGAGUAAAAGCUGCCCAAAUUGUUUAUUGAUUAAAACGGACUUGGUUAAGAAUCUAUCGGCAGCCACAGAAGUAGAGUUCUGUGAAGUAAGUCCAAAAGAUUUUCACUGGCAUGAUGAAGUACGUUACGGUUUGUCCUUUCGGUUGGCUCAAAAUGGUUUUUCUGCACAGUGUCUCUGUGCAAGUCAACAAUGCGCUUCAGAAGAGAAAGACAUGCCUUACAGUCUUGAGCUUAACUAUAUCAUCAGACAGCUCUUUUAUGUCGAGUAUAUACUGGGAACCACUGCAAUCAUUGCAAACUUAGUUGUCGCCCUAACAAUAAUUCUGUCACGCAGUCUCCACAAGCCAUCAUUUAUAAUGAUAUGCAACAUAGCAUUGUGUGACCUUCUUAUGGGUGUUUACUCGAUUCUGAUUGGACGAUUCACUGUUUAUGAGUUCAUUGUUCAUCAAGACCGUUAUCCAAAUAUGGAUGUGUUUGUCAACGAUUACUGCUCAGCUAUGGGUUUCAUUUUCUCUACGUCACAGCUGGUUGCCGUGCCAACAUCAUUACUGAUGACAAUUGAAAGGUUUUUGAGUAUCGUUUACUGUAUGAAUCCUGGUCGUCGCUUAGGAACGAAAAAAUGCAUGAUUAUUUGCGUUUUUUUCUGGUUUGCUGGACUAUCGUAUGCUAUACUACCGCUGGUCCGUGUGGGUGGUCUGCGGUAUCAUGGUGAAUAUCAAUGUAUGCUACCAUUCGUCAAUGGUGAACACCAGACUGACGUUAGCAAGUCUACAWUGGUUAUAGCAAUUCUACUUGCAUUGGUUUAUCUGAUUACCGUAAUUUUAUAUAUACCGAUAUAUAGAUAUGUCAAGAAUAAUAGCAUAAGUGUUGGUGUCAAACGAAAAGCCACUUUAGCAAAGAACAUCGCCAUUAUGAUCUCCACGAACUUUAUGUUCUUCCUGGCUCCUCUGAUAUCGACUCUUAUCUUUGUUUACUGCUAUGACACAUUUGCUGAACUACUAAAAGUUGACACACUGAGAAAGUUUCAGAUCUACUUAAUCUUUCUUUCCUGGCUUCCUGUAGUGCUACUUAACAUAAACUCUUGUUUGAAUCCUUUUCUCUGCGCAUUCAGACAUCCUCAGUUUCAAGCACAGAUAAUGUUGACAGUGAAGAGAAUCAGAAGACAAGAACCCUAUAGAAAUAGUACUACCCCUGGAGCACAGACAAUUAAAACUAUCCGCGUCAUAACUCUCGGUGAUUUUUCAUCUCGAAAUGCUGAAGAAAUUGGUGUGAACAAUUGUGCUUUUGAACAGACGACACACGUCUGUCAAACCUCUCUAGACACCAAUGACAUCAAGUGAGAUUUGAGUGGUGCGAAAUCGAUCAUUGACUGCACUACCAGGAAACUGAACUUCAAAGGAUUGCACGAUCAUAAUAAUGGUGAUGAUGAUCAUUAUUAUUUUACGACUGUAGAUAAACGUAUGCGAAGUGCGCGCAGUUAAACAUAAUUAGAAAAUAUGAUAUUGAAAU
Messenger RNA from Exaiptasia diaphana, 2073 nucleotides. Its product is annotated as relaxin receptor 2-like. The transcript is spliced from 4 exons. The record is from RefSeq and is a predicted model, not a curated record. Bases 99 to 1904 code for a protein of 601 amino acids. Gene Ontology annotation, cellular component: membrane. Lineage: Eukaryota; Metazoa; Cnidaria; Anthozoa; Actiniaria; Aiptasiidae. Gene Ontology annotation, biological process: G protein-coupled receptor signaling pathway. Gene Ontology annotation, molecular function: G protein-coupled receptor activity; protein binding.